UGAUGGGGCACUAUUCCUCCCACUGACACCAAUGAUGGGGCACUAUUAGUCCCACUGACACCAAUGAUGGGGCACUAUUCCUCCCACUGUGAUACUAACGAUGGGGCACUAUUCCUCCCACGGACACCAACGAUGGGGCACUAUUCCUCCCCCCCACUGACACCAACGAUGGGGCACUAUUCCACCCCUCACUGACACCAAUGAUGGGACACCAUUCCUCCCACUGACAUCAAUGAUGGGGCACUAUUCCUCCCACUGACAUCAAUGAUGGGGCACUAUUCCUCCCACU
This is a messenger RNA of Staurois parvus, 289 nucleotides long. The record is from the annotation of a GenBank genome assembly. Lineage: Eukaryota; Metazoa; Chordata; Amphibia; Anura; Ranidae.